AUGGCUCCCGCAAAGAAGGGUGGCGGGGAGAAGAAGGGCCCUCCUGCCAUCAACGAGGUAGUGACCAUCAACAUUCACAAACGUAUCCAUGGAGUGGGUUUCAAGAAGUGUGCCCCUCGGGCACUCAAAGAGAUCCGGAAAUUUGCCAUGAAGGAGAUGGGAACUCCAGAUGCGCACAUUGACACCAGGCUCAACAAAGUUGUCUGGGCCAAAGUUCCAUACCAUAUCCGUGUGCAGUUGUCCAGAAAAUGUAACGAGGAUGAAGAUUCACCAAACAAGCUCUACAUGCUGGUUAUUUACGUACCUGUCACCACUUUAAAAAAUCUACAGACUAUCUCUGACUCAAUCUGGCCAUGA
This is a messenger RNA of Nyctereutes procyonoides (raccoon dog), 357 nucleotides long. Its product is annotated as 60S ribosomal protein L31-like. Bases 1 to 357 code for a protein of 118 amino acids. NCBI's taxonomy places the organism in Eukaryota, Metazoa, Chordata, Mammalia, Carnivora, Canidae. The record is from RefSeq and is a predicted model, not a curated record. Gene Ontology annotation, cellular component: cytosolic large ribosomal subunit; ribosome. Gene Ontology annotation, molecular function: structural constituent of ribosome. The transcript has 2 exons. Gene Ontology annotation, biological process: cytoplasmic translation.